Messenger RNA from Coturnix japonica (Japanese quail), 3620 nucleotides. NCBI's taxonomy places the organism in Eukaryota, Metazoa, Chordata, Aves, Galliformes, Phasianidae. The record is from RefSeq and is a predicted model, not a curated record.
UGCCCAAGCAGCAGCAGCACAUGCGUUGGGUAAUGCAUUGUAUUGUUUUAAUCAUGAAUGACACCAGAAUCACUGUUUGGGUUAUAAAACGGUUCUUGGAAUGCUGAGUUACAAGAAAGAGGAUGAAAGUUGUGAGACUUCUGAAGAAACAGCACCUGAUUUAAACACUUAACUGUAUUGGAAACCACAUGCAGCUCAGAUGCCUGGUACCAUCAUAAUUAAUCUCUCUUUUGUCUGGGAAAGAAGAAUUAGGGAGCUGACAGUUCAUCAUAGCUGAGCUGCUGAGGGCAUGUCCUCUGUUAUGUGGCAAUUCAAAGCAUUCAGGUAAUGAAGGAAGGAAUAUUGAUAACACUGAAGGAUUAAGGAUGUUUAUCCCCUCACUCUGUUUCCAUACACCAACAUUUGACAACAUGAGGAGAGGGAAGAAACUUCUGGUUACUCUUAUUUGCUUAGGGACCAAUUUCCAAAGACAGAACUUUAGAGGAGUCCUAACAGAAGAGAACUAAAGCCACUGUGGUGCCAAUGUGGUAUGUCUUAUGUGCUUUUCCUGGCAGGGUCUUGGUGAACAAGUACCUAGAGAUAUGGAUGUUGUAAUGUGCUUUCAGGGCAAGCAAUGGCUCUUGUCCAUUUGUGAUCCAGACCUGAACACAUGCCUGUCUUUCAGACAGGGAACAGCAGUUAAAUCUUGCUUUUCCUUCCCUUGAAGUGAAGGGAAGUGAGAGUGCUGGGCUGAAACACUGGCACAGAGGUGAGCUGUGUUGUCAGGCAGGCUGAAGGUGGCUGUGGCUGUGGGCAGGACGCCUACCCCACACAGCAGAGAUGUGCAGGGAACCACAGCAUCCACUGCUGCUGGCCACAGGCUACAUCUUCACCCUGGUCCUGUAAGGGAACGUUUUGUUGGCGGUGUAAGUGCUGUGCCUGCAUGGCAGUGACAGCUUUUCUUUCUUCUUCGCUUCCUGUGGUUUCUGUGCAGAGGAGUGUGGGUGAGCUCUGCCGUGGGUCUCACAGCUCAGCUUGCUCCGGUGUUCACAGCACGCAGUGACCUCGUAGCUGUGAGCAGGGACCCUGCAGAAGGCAGCUUUUGUGCGAGGUGAUGGCCUGAGCUCUGCAAUGCCACUUUCCACCUCACUUGACUAAGCAAAGCUGCCUGAAACAUGUGUCAUCAGAUCUAACAUCACUGAUAAGCAUUGCUUUAGUUCUCAACUACAUGAGAAGAAAUAACACUUCAAACUCAAUAACCUCGUGAGGUAAGGGAUGGCUUAUGUCUUUUAUCCUACUGGAUAUCCCUACGCUUCAACAGAAGUCAUGGCAAAUGUUUCCUGGACUGAAGGUGUCUCCAACAGGACAGCUGUCAGCUUGGAAGCAGACUUCCAGUAUUCCUUGUUUACCAGCAUCUACAGCAUUGUGUUUGUGCUGGGACUGAUAGAAAACGUCUCAGCUCUGUACCUCCUGUUUAACAAAGCACAACAUGCUUCUCCUUCCUACGUAUACAUGAUAAACCUAGCUUUGGCAGACACCUUGUUUGUUUGCAUGCUGCCUUUUAAAAUUCAUUACCACCUGAAUCGGAACAACUGGAUCUUUGGUGACAUGGCUUGUAGGAUAACUGGGACUUUGUACUACAUCAACAUCUACCUUAGCAUUGUCUUUUUCACCUGCAUUUGUGUCGAUCGUUACAUUGCAGUGCUGCACCCCUUCACGUACAUCCAGAUCAGAGUCACUCACUAUGUGCUGGUGGCCACAAUCCUUUGGGUGGUUGCCCUGAGCAUCAUGGCUGCACUGAUUCUUGGCGGUCCCCUCCACAACAGAGGGCUGAGGAAUACCACUAUGUGCUUUGAGAACUUUGCAAGGAGCAGCUGGAUUUCUCGCAUGGCCCCUUACAACAUCCUGGCCUUAGUUUUUGGUUUUGUCAUCCCAUUUUCCAUCAUUCUGAUCUGCUACCCUCUCAUUGCAAGGAGGAUCUCCCGGAUCAAACACAGCAUUCGCAAGAGGAAAGCUCUGACUACUAUCUACAUCAUCUUACUCAUUUGCACUUUCUGCUUUCUCCCGUACCACCUCACCCAUUUCCUCCAUUUCUUAAUGAGAAGCCAGGUCAUCCAGAACAAGUCAUUUGUUAACCUGAUCUACAAAAUGCGAAGGGUCACCUUAGCCCUGGUGAGUUUCAACUGUUGCCUUAACCCAUUCCUGUACUACUUCACCUCUUCUAGCAGGACGUGGCACUUCAACUUCAGGCUCAGAUUCAGGUCUAAAAUGGUGUACACCAUCUGUGAUCAGAAACUUGGAGAGUACUCCUACAUUUAUAAACUACACCAGAGCUGUGAAAAUAAAAAACAGAGAGAUGGAAUCAACUGACCUACUCCAACAUCACAUAACUUCAGAGAACUGCUGUUUUCCACGCCACAGAGUGGGACUAUACCAUCACAAGAGGAAAGAAUUUAUCGUUCAUGAGUUACCAGUCACCAGAAGGCCACUGGCCUGACUCAACUUGCUUAAAAGCCAGUGACUUCAAAGGAUAAGAUUUUGCUAACAGCUGAACAGCCCCACUGCUCUGUUCCUUUCUAUCUACCUCCCUUAACAUAGAAGGACUUCCAGCAUUGCAGCGACUUCUUGGCAACUAACCACAAAUGUUAUGGUGUGGACAGAGGAGGAUUUAUAUAUAUAUUUGACUAGAAACUAUAUCAAGAAGGUUCAGGUUUCUUCAAGGCUUCUCAGCUGUUACUCAUACUUCCCUCAAUGAAAGUGAAGCUGUUGGGUAAACAGUAUGUUUAAAGCUUCAUACUUCUGCCUACAUUAGAUUUCUGCUUUGCUUUUUAAUUUUGAAGCUUUGAAAGCUCCUUGUUUUGGUGCCUCAAUGAGAAGACUCCCUGAUAAUAAUGAUGCCCUUAAUGGCUAAAGCCCAGGGAGCUGUUCUGCCCCAUGCACUGAGCCCAGGCCUUCACGUCAGUGCAGGAAAGGGCUCAUUGCACGGCUGUUGCUUCUAGUUACUUUUGUGAACACAAAGCUAGAAUGGCUUUGCUGAGGUUUUAAAGAAAACAAGCUGUGGGAGUAAAAGAAUGCUCAGUCUCUUACCUUACUGUGUAAGUGAUGUGAAGUUUGUUCUUCAGGACUUCUUAAAAACAGGCUGCAGUGACAACCUAGACCUGUUUCCAAUAGAAGACUGCAGUACUGCUGAACACUCUCACUGUGGCUAAUGAACAGACACUGAAGUUCCUCUGGCAAAUGUUUUUCUAGUUUUGUUUUAAUAACGUAAACAAAAUAAGAUCUGUAUUUCUCUGAAGCACCAACUGUGCCUGCUGCUCUGUGGCUCAAGAUGUACUCUGGGGCAGUCCCUUUUUCAGCAGGGAUGUGAGAUAGCUGCCUAAUUCUUCAUCCUAUAGAAAAGAAAAUCAGGAUGAAAUUGAUUGUCUGCUUGACUCUUUCCCAUUUCUGCUACCUAAGAAUGGGCUAAAAUAACUCUUGGAUGCAACAGCAGCAGUGUUCAAAAACAGAAAUGAACACAGUUAGCACAAAUGUAUUCCUAGUUGUUCUUUCAAGAUACCAGCCUAAAACUUGUGCUUGUCAAAUAAGGUGUCUGGAUGUCCAACUUCUCUCUUUCAGAAUAAAUGAUUUUUCUGGACAGCAAA